Pangasianodon hypophthalmus (striped catfish) is the source of this 3466-nucleotide messenger RNA. RefSeq names its product claudin-34. The coding region runs from base 2146 to 2928 and encodes 260 amino acids. Gene Ontology annotation, cellular component: plasma membrane; bicellular tight junction. Gene Ontology annotation, biological process: cell adhesion; bicellular tight junction assembly. The transcript has 2 exons. The record is from RefSeq and is a predicted model, not a curated record. Lineage: Eukaryota; Metazoa; Chordata; Actinopteri; Siluriformes; Pangasiidae. Gene Ontology annotation, molecular function: structural molecule activity.
UUAAUAAAUAUGAAUUUCUUUCAGGUAUUGAGGUAAUGUAUGAUGAAUUAUUGCUCUGGAUUUCCAAAUGCUGUUGUGUGUUUUUGUUGUCUUUAAAGGAAUAAGUCAGCACUGCUAGAGCUAAUAUCUUUUUACUGCAUUUAUAAUGUGUGAGUGAUCACGACAUAUGAUACUUUUGAAAUGAUUCCCUGAAGUAAGAAUAGAAAUGACACUUACAUAUUAUCAGUGUCUAAGCCAAGAAGCUGAAUUUUGUCAGCAAAUCCUUAAAAUAUGUGAUUGUAUUACAAAUUACAAGACUACAGCCGUUACACUUUAAGAAUAAAAAUUCUUAGAAUGAGAGGCAUAUGAGAGCAAGUCUUACCAAAGCUGUUCUUAUGGAGUUUUGUCAAAAAUUGAGUUUUAUCCAACACUAGAGCAAUGUAAUAAUAGAUAAUUCCUGUUACCUGUGGUUUUGCUAAGGUUACAAAUUCCUUUGAAGCAUUCCUGAAAGCCUUCUACAACUAUUUAUUCACUCAUCUUCAGUAAAUGUUUUAUCCUGGCUGGUCAUGAUGGGUCUGGAGCCUAUCCCGGGAACACUGGGCAUGAAUCCGGAAUACAUCCUGGAUGGGACGCCAAUCCCAUGCCUACAAAAAGACAGGUUUCACAUAAAUGUUUAUUGGCCCAGUAACUGCAAUGACUGUAUUUAGAUGUCCAUUAUAAAUGGGUUUAGAAGGUUUUUUUUAUUCUUACCACAGGGAAAUGUGCUGAACCUGUCUAUGGUAAUAACACAUACACAACAGAUAUAGUAGAUAGAGUUCAGGUUGCUAAAAAAUUGAAACCUCAUGUCUGAGAGUGUGCAUACUUGCCCUCAAAUGGAUUAAUGUAUAGAAUUAUGUGGCUUUUUUGCAGGAUAUGUUAAUUAACCUCUUCCUUCUUGACUUAUCCUACCUUAGCUGGUGCAUUUAUGAGCUAUUCUUUUUUAAUUAAAUUUUUUUUGGUAGAGAAUGACCUGAAUGAAGUGAUAAAGCUUCAUUUUAGUAAUGUUGUUGUAUAUUAUGCAUUGAGAAUAUAAUAAUGUUUCUGCACAGGUGUAUUAUGUUGUUUAUAAAUUAAGAAGUAUUAUAUUACAGCAUAUAAACAAUUUGAAGGUGAUAUACACUUACUAGUCACUUUAAUAGGAACACUUGUAUAACUGCUCAUUCAUGCAAUUAUCCAAUCAGCCAAUCAUGUGGCAGCAGAGUAAUGCAUGAGAUCCAGUAGAUGUAUAUCUUAAGUCUUCAGUACAUUGGGUAAAUAAUCUUUAUAAAAGCCCCAUAUUGCAUGUAGAAUGUAUCAGGUGAAAAGCAGGUAAUGACCUGUUUUGAGUAUGAUGCAACCUUGGGUUCUCCUUACAGUUGACUCCAAAAUUUCCUCAAAGCUUCCCAGAACUAAAGGAAAUGACUGAGCCUUAAAGGGACAAAGUGCAGUCAAGUCACUGUGUGACCACAACAGACAUAGCACUUUAUUUGAGAUCCACAACUAUGAACACACAGAGCAGGAACUGGUGUAUUUCAAAUUCCGGCAUUAAAUGGGUGAUUAAGUAUAAUUACGGCUUGUCUUUGUAUUUUUCUUUACUAAACACCAUUUAGAAAGUUAGGCCAAAGUUAGGCAUCUUGCCCCAUUUCAUGUUCAUUGCACCAUAAUGUUUCAUUGCUUUGAGGGUAGAAGCGUAAUAAAUAUCCCAGGAUUUUAUUGUACCAUUUCACGCAGUUUUACAAUGCCUGAUCAUAACAAUAUCUGGGGCGUAGGCGUUGGGAUGGCUUUAUUGAGGACGUCAUGCCCCAGCAUCUGGGAGGAGUGUGUAUGUACAGUUAAUAAUUGACACAUACAAUUCUUUCUAUAUUUACUCUGAAUGGCUGUGAGGAGGAAGUGAGGCUUUUAGUUUCAAGGUGCAACGUUAAGCAUUCUCAUCAUGCUUUAAACACUGACACUGGACUGCUUAAGGGACGCCACUGGUGUGUUUGCCAGGUUUCUUGGAGACAGGACGAGAGGGACCAGCAAAAAACGAAGACCUGCACAGAGACCUUAGUCCAUUCCACACAAAUCAAUUCAGAUCCCAGGCAGUUAGGAGGAGUGUACAUGUAGCUGGUAAAAUGGCAUACAUUGGACAGUAAAAGCUAGUGUAUCAUGCCAUACCUGGCCCACACUGCCCAUGCCCAGUUUGUGGGGUUCUGGGUGGGUACAGUUGGAUGGGUCCUCACCAUCAUAGCCAUCGGCUUGGUGGAGUGGAGGGUGUGGGAGGUAUCCGACCUGUCUGUCAUCACCUCUGGUCUGGCGUGGGUGGGCAUCUGGAGGGUGUGCUUUUUCACCAAUGUGCUUGUCACGUCUGAGUACACGGACCUGUACUGCCAGCGGAUGCAACUAACGGACGCUUACACGCCUAAUGAGAUUGCAGCUUCCCAGGUGCUCAUGCUGCUUGCCUUCAUCUUGGGAUUUUUUGGUAAUUCCAGUGUCAUUUAUGGACUCAGGAACAUCUACUUUGGACUUGAUGAGACCAGAUCUGUCACACUGGCUUUUUCGUUUGGUGGUGGACUUUUGCUACUUGCUGGUGUGACCUCAUUUAUUCCUCUUUUCUGGAACUUACAUGCCGUGGUGACUAACCAGACCAUCAACUUUUCACCUAACUUCAACAUGCCCCCAGCUCCUGAUGGUCAGUAUGUUGGUCCGGGUAUCGCUGUUGGAAUUUUUGCAUCCAUCUUGGUUGUGUUGAGUGGAACAGUGUUUCUGUGUUACAAGCUGCCAGAAGGACUGAACUCCAAAAUCAGACCUUCAAGAACAAAGGAAAACCACUGUGGACUGAGUGAAACUGGGAUGGCAGUGCAUGUAAAAUCCAGACAAAUGGCCGAGCAAGGCAGAAAGAACUGCCUCGGUAUUGACAACUUGGCCUUCCAGUCCCAGAAGGAUGGGUGAAUGUGGGUUUUCAUUUUUCAAUCAUAGACUAAUGCCAUGAAUGCUUCGUAAAAUGAGUAUGCGUUGAAAUGCUAGUGUUUUUGAAGGGAGGUUGGGUCAGACUGUUUACAAGACAAAUAAUAUUAGUGCAAUUAAUGUGUGUGUCCUUUGGGGUAGGACAGUAAUUGGGAAGUUAUUCAUAAACAUCCGUGUCUCUUGGAAUUUGACACUUGACGCCAUUGCAACCAGCUCACACCGAUACACAAUCAAAGCUAAAAUAUCUAAUGUGAACUAUAUUCUUGAAUGUAUUCUUGCACCUCGGUGUUAAAUGUGCUUUGGAAAUUAUAUAUUUUCAUGUGGAUGUAUAUUGCUUUUUGCUUAUUUAAAAAUUACACCAGUGUCACACUGGUAGUGUUUGUGAUUUUUUAGUUUAAUGAAAGUGAGAGAGCAAAUGUAAAUGAUGAAAGAGAUGAAAGAAAACACUGACUUCUAUGUUACUUUAACUGUGACUUUAUGUGUAAUUCUGUACAGUUAUACCACAGCACUGUUGAAUACCUGA